AUGGUUCACCAACUUUCUACUAAUGAGAAAGAAUCAAAAAGGUUAUCUUCGUUAGAACAACGUGUAGAAGAAUUAGAAUAUACAUUCUUAAGAACUGCUAAUACCAUUUUAGAGGCGAAAGUCGCCGAGUUAGAAAUUUCUUUAAAAGAGUCAAAUGAGGAGCGCGAUAAAUUACGAAAAUUGUUGGCUGAAACGGAAAUUACCGAGAGAAAGGAUGUUUCCGAUUUCGAUGCUGAAAAUGUUUGUGAAGAUGUUUGUGAAGAUGUUUAUGAAGAUGUUUGUGAUGAUAUUUGCGAAGAUAUUUGUGAAGAUGUUUGUGAAGAUGUUUGUGAAGACAUUGGUUCGGACGGAGCAGACGAUGGUUCCGAAAAUUCUAAAAUCUUAAAAAAAAAUGUUGAGGAUAAAGGAUUUGAACGUGUAUAUGGUCGUAUAUUAAAACUUGUUAACAACAUGAAGUCUGAGUGUACCAAGGCUAUCCAUUCUAAAAUUCCCACUUCAAGUUUACCGAAGUUUGGAUCUCCAAAAUUUUCUAGCCCAUUUGGCUCUCCAUUUGGCUCUCCAUUUGGCUCUUCAUUUAGCUCUCCAAAGACUCCUCCCGCUAGUCCUUUCACACCAAUGUCUUCAAAAAUGCCUGUUCAUUCAAGAGCAUCCAGCGUGUCAGCUUCUUUUAUCCCUUCAAGACCCAAUACACCCAAUACACCCAAUACGCCUUCUAGUAGUAUUAAAUCAUCAAGUAUUCCUAGUAGUCCAAUAACACCACCUGCAAGGCUUCCGGCUCCAUUGAAAAUACAAAAUUUGCCAUCCUCAAAUUCCACACCAAAUACCAUUCGUUCUCCUACAACUCCUGUUAAUUCUUUAAGUAACCCUGCGAUUCAACAAAGUUUAAGGAUGUUAUCAAGAUCAAGAACACCAAGUUUAACAAAUUUAUCUUCAAGUUUUAAUUAUGAUUCUUCGAUCCCCAGCCCUCUUAGUACACAGUCUUUCCAAUCACAUAAUGGAAUCUCCUCGAUACCAAACAUUCACUCUAAUAUUCCGUCUGGUCUUGCACAAAAACCCGCUAAUACCAGCACACUACUUAUGCAUGAUCGUGCUAAAAACAAAUAUUCACAAAAUUGUUCCAACCUUACUCAAUCUACUACAUCAUCUCAAGCAAUUAAAGUAUAG
Messenger RNA from Cetraspora pellucida, 1164 nucleotides. The record is from the annotation of a GenBank genome assembly. Lineage: Eukaryota; Fungi; Glomeromycota; Glomeromycetes; Diversisporales; Gigasporaceae.